AUGCAUCCAGUCAUUAACACGGAAGAAGAUUCUGCGGGAAACGUCAGUACUUUGUCACCUUCAUCUGUUUCAUUGAAACAGCGAUCCUUUCAUGUCAUUGGUCACAAUUCUGAGAAUUUAUCUUGUAGUGGAUGUCAUCGGAAUUCUACCGGUUCCAGUUCAAGUCAUGACAGCUCAUCUGGCUUUGAAAGUAUGAAGAGUGGUUCUUCUCACGGUUGUUCAACUACUGAUAGUGCUGCUAGUGCAGUUAGUAGUAAUUCCUCACUUCUUGCAACUUCUGUUGGUCAACUUACACGAGGGGACAGCCCACUUUCACGCCUUUCAACCCAAAGCAUUGGUAGUGUUAGUGCUUCUCCAGUUGUAAAUAACGUGUCUAAUGUAUAUGAGGAGACAAGAAGGAAGCAAUAUCCUGGGCAAAAUACAGAUAAUAAUUGUAAAGUAUCCGUUUCCGAUAUGGUGCUAAAAGGAGUUCCGGAAGCAGAAAUUUUGGCUUUGUGGUUGGAUAGUUUAGGACAUUCAGAAUAUCUGUCAACAUUUCUCACUCAAGGUUAUGAUUUGACAACAAUUGCCCGAAUAACACCUGAAGACUUGACUGCGCUAGGAAUAACCCAGCCUAGUCAUCGUAAACUCCUCAUUUCUGAAAUUCAUAAAUGGCGUGUAACUGACGCUUGGCCAGCUUCAGUUCCAUCAGGAGAGCUAAGAGAAUGGCUUCUGUUGAUUGGUCUUCCCGAGUAUAUUGAAUUAUUCGAAGUUCAAGGAUACUCUUCACUUGGUGAAGUUCAAAGUUUAACAUGGGAAGAUUUUGGAGAUAUUGGUAUCAAAAAAUUAGGACAUCUAAAACGUCUCGGACUUGCAAUAAAAAAAAUUAAGGAUCAUGAAACUAGUAGAAGUCAAUCGAGUUGUAAGUUGCAACAGUUAGUAAGUGUUGCAGUGCAUCAUAAUAAGCUCAAUAACCAACAAGUUGACGAUAAUUUUCAUCUACACCAGACUCCUCCACCUCCUGCUCCAACAUCUACUCUCUACCCAGCUAGUUCAGGUGGUUUACACGAUCAAUAUGGUACCUGGAAGCAACAUCCACAUUAUUGUGACGUACUCUCUACAGAUUUGCAUACUUCACAGAAACAAAUGGCUUAUCAACACUAUCGAUUGGCUCCGUAUCGUUCUCAAGAAAUAUCCGAAUGUGAUGAUACUACUGAAUGCGAUAUGAAUGAACAAAAAUCAAGUUCAGUACAGUUGAAUCUGUAUUCACCAUCUCGAAUUCUUUCUGAUGGAGGUUUUCAAAAGCAGUCUUUUUGUCGACGGCCAUUACCUCCUGCUAAAAUUCUCAGUACUGCUGAUAAUUCUAUCACUUCUGAUCCCGAAGAUUAUCCACCUCCUCCUGCACCCUUAGCUUGUGAAGGAUCAAUCCGAUUUUUGCGAUCAGCUUUUCAUGAAUCAGCUAUAGCAGCAGCAGAAUCAGAAAGAUAUAAAGAAUGUAAUUUUGAAAAAAAUUAUAAUAUCAAUAGUUCCUUCCGCGUUCCGGAGCAUCUCCCGUUUGCAAAUGAUAAUUGUGGUACAAUCAAAAGUCGUGAUAGCUUAUCAUAUGUUCGGAAAGUAAAUGAACAAUCUAAUGUUGACAGUUUUUCACAACCGAAUACACCUCGUCGAGAUGCUACUGGUGUGUUCAUCGAUGAUGCAGAGCUCAGCAGUUACUCGGCGUCGGCGAGUAAUGGCAGUGUGUUGAACGAUAUCGGUAGCAUGUUAAAGAAUUUAACGGAUGAGCUGGAUGCUUUGUUAUAA
Molecule: messenger RNA, 1779 nt
Organism: Thelazia callipaeda (thelaziosis nematode)
Lineage: Eukaryota; Metazoa; Nematoda; Chromadorea; Rhabditida; Thelaziidae
Source: the annotation of a GenBank genome assembly